AUGGUAGAUCUUUUAGAACCCUAUUUUCGAAUGGACGAUUAUAACAUGGAUACAGCUAAAAGAGUAUGUGGGGAUGUAGCAGGUCUAUUAUCGUGGACUAAAGCCAUGGUAUUUUUUCAUAGUGUAAAUAGAGAAGUAUUACCUUUGAAAACAAAUCUAACACUACAGGAAGCUAGAUUAAAGCUCAAUGCGAACAAGGAAUACCUUGUUUUAACACCAAAAAGUGGACUACCUAAAGUUCUAAGUGAAGUUCUUGAAAACAGAGUGGUUGAAAGCGCAAGACAUAAAGUGGGUACAUCUCAUCGAAAACUGGCAAGGGAGUAUCAAGUGCCACUAUACAAAGAACACUUAAAAGAAGAAACUUUACAUAUCGCAAAAGACGGAAAUUCCCAAUAUACACGCAGAAUCAAUCCGAUAUGCUGCAGAGGACUACGACAAAUCCAUUUCGCGAACAACAAACGCAUCAUUUUGGAAGACGAAAAAUAUUUCACUCCUUUCAAUUCGGAAAUAAAAGGAAAUGACGGUUGA
This is a messenger RNA of Brassicogethes aeneus, 528 nucleotides long. NCBI's taxonomy places the organism in Eukaryota, Metazoa, Arthropoda, Insecta, Coleoptera, Nitidulidae. The record is from the annotation of a GenBank genome assembly.